GAAAAUUUCGUUUUCAGCAUAAUUUCGUUUAAGGGCGUACCCUCGGUAAUAGAAUUACAAAGCUGAAGUUAUUGCAACGUCGCAUCCAUUCCACGUACCCUAGUUUAUGCGUGAAUUUCGAAUAACACGCAUGCUCAAACGCGAUGUUGCCAAACUUAUGACUGUGACUGUGUGAGUCAAUAACAAGUCGAAGCAUUCUCUCAACUGCCUUGCUACGUACCGAGGGUACUUCCUUAAGAGUGUAUUUCCACAAGGACGGAUAUAAUGAAUAUACAAAUUUGGAUUCCAUUUUCACUGGCGAUUUUCCGCGCACCAUACGUAGCUUGGUUUAGUGUCACUCCUCAAGUAAUCAUUUCUCAAGGUGUGCUCACAGGCACCACAUUGGAAACAAGACUUGGGAGGUAUUUUUCAAAAUUCAGCGGAUUACCCUACGGUCAGCCUCCAGUUGGAGACCUAAGGUUUAGCAGCCCAAUACCAGCAAAAGGUUGGGAUGGAGUGCUUUCAGCAGAUAAGGACAAUAUAAUGUGCCCUCAAUUUUCCGGUUCAGAAGUAGUUGGCCAAGAGGAUUGCCUAUAUUUGAAUGUAUACGCACCUCUAAGAGAAUUUUCGUCAACAAUAGCAAGCAAGUCCAAGAGAAGCAGUCUAUUUCCAGUUAUUGUAUUUGUUCCUGGAGGAGCUUAUGCGUUUGGAAGCAAUUCGCCUUCAUCAUUUGGACCUCACUAUCUCCUAGACAAAGAUAUUAUCCUUGUCACUAUCAAUUAUCGGAUAGGAAUUUUUGGAUUUCUUACUACAGGGGAUCUAAUUGCACCAGGAAAUUACGGAUUAAAGGAUCAAGUUCUUGCACUUAAGUGGGUGCAACAGAAUAUUGAAUCUUUUGGUGGAGAUCCAAAAAAGAUCACAUUAAUGGGGAGUUCUUCAGGCGCCGGGGCAGUCAGUCUCCAUUCACUUUCCCAUUCUUCGAUUGGGCUGUUUAAUCAGUACAUUUUUCAAAGUGGGAGCGCACUUUGUCCUUGGAACUAUCGAAGAAAAGAAGAUUUUAAACCAGACAUAAGAAAAAUGGCCAAAAACGUUGAUUGUGUCACAGAAGAUUCUAAAGAUCUUAUUAAAUGUUUGCGAGAAAUUAAUUUUGAGGCUUUGUUGACUGCCACUAAAUCAGUUAAAUCAGCACUCGACGAAUUACCCUGGAGGCCCACCGACGAGCUGGAAUCAGAAGAAGCCUUUUUAACUGAUAGUCCUCUGAAUUUAAUAGCACAAAAUAAAAUGAAAGAUCUUCCUUUCAUUUGUGGAACGGUUAGUAAUGAAGGAAUCUAUUACACGAAAGAAUUAUAUUCAAACCCAUCAUCUACUGCAAUCCACACUUUUUACAAUAACCUUCCAAAUAAAAAUGAAUGCAUUAAAGAUUAUUAUUUUAAGGAAUCCAUUUUGACUAAAAAUGAAGCUACGUUUCUGAAAAAUUUGACAGACUUUUUAGGUGACAGUAAAAUUACGUACCCUAUGAAAGCUUUGAUUGACAAGGCAGCCAACACUACGAAAAGUCCUUUCUAUGUUUACAACUACGGCUAUCAUAGUGAUUCGAAUGAUUUUGAGUUGAGAUAUGGCAUAAAGCAAGAAUGUGGAGUUGCACAUUCAACUGAACUUCUUUCUCUUUUUGAUAAGGAACCAAUGCGUCCUAUUUCUGAGCGGGAUGGAUAUAUGAUAGAUGUAAUGGUAGAUUUGUGGACAUCAUUUGCAAAAAAUGGGAAACCAAAAUCUAACCAUUUAAAGGAUCCUCAUAUGUGGCAGCCUUACACAAAAAAUCAACUUUUUCUUCAGUUUGGCAAUAUCAGCAAUAUGAGGGACCCGUCUGUGACUAUUGAAAGCAACUUCUUUGCGGAUCGUAUGAAUUUCUGGAAAACAAAUUUUCCUAUGCAUUUAUAAAUUCUUAAUGUACUUAUUCAAUAGCC
Messenger RNA from Belonocnema kinseyi, 1943 nucleotides. RefSeq names its product esterase FE4-like. Lineage: Eukaryota; Metazoa; Arthropoda; Insecta; Hymenoptera; Cynipidae. Bases 265 to 1917 code for a protein of 550 amino acids. The record is from RefSeq and is a predicted model, not a curated record. The transcript is spliced from 8 exons.